AGAAAGAUACAGACUUCAGAGAGAUGGAACACACAUCAAGAGCAUUAGUCUUAGUUUUAGUUCUAUGUGUUGCGGUUAUGAUCACUCCAGGAGCGGCUCAUGACCAACCACCACAAUCAGAAUCUCCUAUCAACUUAGAGAAAUGCUGGUCACCUCUUUUUAAUGUCAAUGGAUGUGUACUCGAACUCUUCCAGUCGGUUUUCUCAGGCAAGUUUGGAGACGUUGGAACCGCGUGCUGCAAGGCGUUUUCGACCAUAGAUGCUAACUGCUGGCCUCACAUGUUCCCAUUGAACCCGUUCUUCCCACCUCUUGUUAAAGACAACUGUGCUCAGAUUGUUCCAAACUUACCAUAAGCAUAAGUUAAAAAAAAAGGAAGAGUGAAGUGUGGACAACUCUUGUUUAGCUUAGAAAAGUAAUAUAAUCACUCUUCUAUUCAUUGUUCCAAGUCUUUAUUUAAUAUCAUAUCUAAUAAAAAAGA
Molecule: messenger RNA, 478 nt
Organism: Raphanus sativus (radish)
Lineage: Eukaryota; Viridiplantae; Streptophyta; Magnoliopsida; Brassicales; Brassicaceae
Product: egg cell-secreted protein 1.4-like
Exons: 1
Coding region: 24-353 (109 amino acids)
Biological process (GO): regulation of double fertilization forming a zygote and endosperm; double fertilization forming a zygote and endosperm; regulation of protein localization to cell surface
Cellular component (GO): extracellular region; vesicle
Source: RefSeq, a predicted model, not a curated record